UGCUGUCGGGAAACGGGAAGACGAGCACGAGGCAGCGCGCUCUGACACAAGUACCUGCUCCGAUCGAUCAGCUAACCCAGCACUUCCAGAGACCACAGGCCUAUGCGACCGAUUGUCAGGAGAGACGAGGGGAGCAGCCGGGAUGGAUGUAUCCACAGCCUCAACAGUAACCAUUUCCACCAUGGGGGUUCAUAAAGUCCCUCUGGACGCUUGGGGACCUAUUGGGAGGGGCUUAAGUGCCUUGCUAAUUGGUAGGUCGAGUGCUACCAUCCAGGGGAUCAUGGUGCAUGUCGGAGUAAUCGAUGCCGAUUACACCGGACAGAUAUGUGCCAUGGUAUCGACACCCACCCCCCCUCUUUGUAUUGAAAAGGGAACGUGCAUUGCUCAACUUAUACCCUUUAUGAGCUGUGUUCCUAGGACAAAAGAUGUCACCCGAGGCACAGGAGGAUUUGGAUCCACUGGAGUUCCUCAAGUCCAUUGGACAACGACUGUGAAGGACUGUCGGCCUCAAAUGACCUGCGUGCUGAGUAUGGCACACGCGUCUCCCGCUACAGCAAAGUCAUACCACUUUGCCAGGUUUCAUCGCCACGGGGAAUGCUCGCGCAGAUCGCCUUGUUUCACCAGUUGCUUUGGGUCUAGUGCCCAAUCUUCGUCAACAGGCCAUCACUUCGCAUCAAUUUCUUCACCAAAGCCGGCAUGCCUUGGAACGGCAGUUUCAUUUGACGUCUGCUGAAACCCGUUCCAUUAUUACUGCAUGCCCUGACUGUCAAAGUCAAUCAGUACCUGCCUUUUAUGGCACUAACCCGAGAGGGCUACAAGCUUUACAGAUCUGGCAAACUGAUGUGACCCACAUUGCGGAAUUUGGUCGUUUGAAAUGCGUACAUGUGUCUGUGGAUACCUUCUCCUCUGUUAUAGUCGCUACUGCCCAUGCAGGUGAAACUGCCCGGGAUGUCAUUCGCCAUUGGCUGAGGGCCUUUUCUACGUGUGGAGUGCCACACCAAAUUAAGACUGAUAAUGGCCCUGCUUAUCUCUCUUCCCGGGUGCAAUCUUUUCUCCGAAUGUGGGGAAUUUCUCACGUCACUGGUAUUCCUCACUCUCCCCAGGGUCAAGGUAUUGUGGAACGAGCACAUGGUAUCCUUAAGCGUCAAUUAGAAAAACAGAAGGCGGGAAUGUCUGGGGAAACCCCCGAAGCUCGCCUCGCUAAGGCUACCUAUGUGCUCAAUUUUGUUAACAUCACGGAGGGCCAGCAGGAUCCACCCAUGGUCUGGCAUUUUGGUUCCUUACAAAAGUCCACACCUGUCUCUCCUGGGGUGAAAGUCAGGGUAAAAGAUUUGCACACAGGGCAGUGGUCUCAACCGUGCAAACUAUUAACUUGGGGUAGAGGGUAUGCUUGUGUUUCCACAGAUGAAGGACCGCACUGGGUACCUGCUCGAUGUGUCCGCCCUGUAUUGGAUGCACCAUGUCCACAAGUUACGUGAAGUCCAUCUAUGACCACACUCGACAACUGAAUGCUACUACCAUGGACUAAUAACGAAUGCACUGUCUGGGCUGUAACUCUUGCCUGUUCGUUUAGUUGUUUUUGUAUUAUCGAUAUUGCCAUGGUUUGUGUCUCCCUUGCAAGGGGUCCCGCAAUGGAUGACACUCGUUGGCGGUUUCUUUAAUACAAAAACAGGGGGAAUUGUGGUGGUUUUCCCCCAACUGGCCUGGGGGAUUCGGGAAGAGUUAAAGUUAGUAGGAACCUUUGUUCAGGGGAGAAUUACGCCCGGACCCGGAAAUUGUAACAAUAUGGUUUUCCAGUAAAAAGUGCUGAGCACAGCAAAAUGUGUUUCGUGACAUGCGCAGUAAGCAGAGUUAUAUAACACCGUUAGUGGCCAAUGGAAGAAUAUUUAUGUAUGUGGGAGCCAGUGGAGAGUUGACAUGUGUAGCCUAAAAAGUGUAUAAAAGUA
Myiozetetes cayanensis is the source of this 1946-nucleotide messenger RNA. RefSeq lists its product as uncharacterized. The transcript is spliced from 2 exons. The record is from RefSeq and is a predicted model, not a curated record. The coding region runs from base 143 to 733 and encodes 196 amino acids. Lineage: Eukaryota; Metazoa; Chordata; Aves; Passeriformes; Tyrannidae.